This is a messenger RNA of Chiroxiphia lanceolata (lance-tailed manakin), 1737 nucleotides long. Its product is annotated as class I histocompatibility antigen, F10 alpha chain-like. Gene Ontology annotation, cellular component: external side of plasma membrane. Gene Ontology annotation, biological process: immune response. NCBI's taxonomy places the organism in Eukaryota, Metazoa, Chordata, Aves, Passeriformes, Pipridae. The transcript is spliced from 9 exons. The coding region runs from base 48 to 1370 and encodes 440 amino acids. The record is from RefSeq and is a predicted model, not a curated record.
CUCUGUGGGCGGGGCCAGGCUGUGGGCGGGGCCAGCGGAGCAGCGCCAUGGCUCCGGCGCUGGGGCUGGGGGCGCUCCUGGGAGUCCUGGGGCUCCUGAGGACCCCGGCGGGGGCGGCGGAGGUUGUGCACUCCCUGCGUUACCUGCGCGUGGCGGUGUCGGAGCCGGGCCCGGGGCUGCCCCGGUACGUGGCCGUGGCGUCCGUGGACGGGACCCCCUUCGUGCGCUACGACAGCGAGCGGGGCCGGCUGGAGCCGCAGACUCUGUGGAUGGCGGCCGGAGCCGAGCCGGGAUAUUGGGACACCGAGUCCCGGAUCAACGGGAGGUACCGGCGAAAGGACCCCGCCCACCUGGACAUGCUGCAGAUCCGGCACAACCAGAGCGGGGGUCUCCACACGCUGCAGCGGGAUUGUGGCUGUGAGCUCCUGUCCGACGGGAGCGUCCGUGGAUCCUAUCGGGAAGGCUACGACGGACAGGAUUUUCUCUCCUUCCAGUUGGGAUCCAGGAGCUUCGUGGCGGCCGACGGCGCUGCCCAGAUCAUCAAGAGGCACUGGGACUCUGAUGGGAUCACAGUGGAGAGGUUGACAAAUUUCCUGGAGCAGACCUGCCUGGAAGUGCUCCAGAAACAUGUCCAGUAUGGGCAGGAGGUGCUGAAGAAAAAAGAGCCUCCUGACGUCCAAGUGUCCGGGAAAGAGGAACACGGGAUCCUGACGUUGUCCUGCCGCGCGUACGGGUUCUACCCCGGGGUCAUCGAGAUCAACUGGCUGAAGGGGGAUGAAAUCUGGGAUCAGGAGACGUGGUGGGGCGGGAUCGUUCCCAACAGCGACGGCACCUUCCACAGCUGGGCCAGGAUUGAGGCGCUGCCGGGGGAGCGGGAGCAGUACCGGUGCCGGGUGGAGCACGCCGGAAUGCCGGAGCCCGGGAUCUUCGCCUGGGUCCCCUCCCCCUUCUCACCAUCUCGCGCUUUCCAGAGCCGGAAUCUGGCUGGAAUCUCAUCCCAUUGGUGGUCACAGUGUCCGUCAUCGCUGCCAUCAUCAUCAUCGGUCUCAUCCUCAUGGGAUUUGGCAUCUGGAAGCUCCGAUCUGGGAAGAGGGAGAGGAAGAGAUGCGUUGCGGCCAAUGGAACAGACAUGGGAACUGACUGCUCCCUCACAGGUAUGGAGCAGGAUCCAUGUGGGAUCCCUCAGGAAAAGAACCUGUUGUGGUGCCUCCACGUGUCGUGACACGGGCUCGGACAGAGCCACGAGCGGGAAGCGCCGGGAGUGGAGAAUGGGGGGGACACGGAGGUUGGGGGGUCUGGCAGGACACUCUGCCUGCAUAGAGCCUAAAAUCCGGUCAGAGAACCCAAACAACCCAAGCUGGCUGUGUUGAGCUCCCACUGGUGCCAAGGGGCUGCUUUUAGUGUUGGGCUGUGCUAAAACCAGCCUGGUUCACAACUGCAAACACCCCCCCUGCUUUUGGAAGCAGCAUUUGACUGAUAAGCUACUGGCUGGCCUGGAGAAAUGGGACUGGCAGUCAAACUCUUUAUUACUGUAAAAGCCCAGCCCAGUCCAACUUUCAUGUGGCAGAUUCUUCCAGACUUUCCUGGAGUGUGUAGAGCUUGUCCCGUGGAGCAGGGAGGCGUCUUCAUGGUUACUGAGGGGCUGAGUUGCGCGGAGUUAUAUCAGUCUCCACUAAUGUUUGUUUCUUUUUGCCAGCUUUGAUACAAUUUGAUGCAAUUGCUUUACUAGAAUUGCUU